Molecule: messenger RNA, 2731 nt
Organism: Magnolia sinica
Lineage: Eukaryota; Viridiplantae; Streptophyta; Magnoliopsida; Magnoliales; Magnoliaceae
Exons: 16
Coding region: 227-2407 (726 amino acids)
Biological process (GO): N-terminal peptidyl-methionine acetylation
Cellular component (GO): NatC complex
Source: RefSeq, a predicted model, not a curated record
CAACAACGAGCGGCCCAACAGACUGAAACUAGCAAAGCAUGAUCGUAUGAGUUGAAUGUUGAUGUUCCCUGUUUUGUAAAAAGAGAAGGCUACACAAGCAAAGGGCAGCUGAUUCCCUCCACCCAAGACAAGUCCAGCAGCGGAAGCUCUCUUCAUAGCAGAAGAUCUAAUCCCUCUCCCUCCUCAGCAGCAGCAGCAGCGGCAGAAGAUCUUGCAGGCGCAAAAAAUGUCAGUAUCAUCAGAGAGAGGAGGGGAAGACGGUCGCUUCCCUCCUUUGUCUUCUCCUGGCGAACAGACCGUCUGGGCUGAUGUUUCCCUUCUUUUAGACGCCGCAUGCACCGAUCUUCAAGAUGGUGAGCUUAUUCAUGGAGAGAAUUUUAGUCUCUUUGCUGCUAUGUCUGCCUUGGAGAUAAUGGAUCCAAAGAUGGAUUCUGGUAUGGAAAAUUGUGGAUAUCAUUCUGUUGAAGAAGCGAUUGAGAAUGGUGCCGCUCCCAUUCCUCUAAGUUCUGAUAGAACUGCUGAUAUUCAAUGCACUAUAGAUGUCAUGGACCACCUUUUAGCAUGUGAGGCAACAUGGCACAAGGGUCAUUCACUUGCACAGACUGUGUUUUCGUGCAUCUAUCUUUUGAGGAUCGAAAGAACAUCCUCACAUGCCUUGUUGCAUUCUUAUUGUAGAAUCAUUCGCUCGACCUGCAACACUGUCAUUUCAGUUGUCUCAGAUGCACGUACCCAUGAGGAAGAGGAUCUUUUUACGAUGGCUUAUGGUUUGCCUUUGAAAGGAGAGGGUGAUGAGAAAUGCCUAUCAAUUCUAAAUGCUGUGGAAGAAACACUUUCUCGUCAAUUGCGUGCUUGCAAAGCCCCAACUUCUAAAAAGAAAGUGUUAGAAGAUAUCGAACCAUUACAAUCUAAUAUUGAUCUAGAAGAGGGAUAUUGCAAAGCUUUACUCUGUCGUUUACGUUUUCGUAAGCACUUCUACCAUGUUGUCUUGUGUAUGAGGAAACCUCAAGGAAGAGGUUUGGAAUUGGCAAAGAAACAUAUAGCAUUGUGCCUAUCGGAGCUAGAUUGCAUUCACAGAUCAUUGGAAUUCCUUAGAUCUAAUGCAUCUGGAUUUUGUCAAGAUGACAAUGAAGAUAGAACUACAGCUUCUGGUUGUAAACCUAUUGGUUUUGAUUCUAGUUUGAAUAGCAGAUUGUCAGCCCCAACUCCACCACGUGCAAUCAAACUACUCAGCUGGAAAGAGGCUAUCGAGUAUUUUGAGAAGCUUCUUCAUGAUUUCGACAUUAUUUGUUCCUUCUCUAUGGAUUCAUCAUUAGAGGGUGUUCUCCGCUUUGUGGUUCAGUUUCAGAAAACACAACCUGACUUGGUUGCAAGAGCUCAUCUUCAGCUUCUAUUGGUUCAAGAUGGGAAGCUUUAUGGACGGGAUCCUUUUUAUGAUGUGAUCUCUCGAGCCUUAGCAUUACCUGAACUUACAAGGAACCAUGAACUUCAGAAAAAUGAAUUCAUUGUACGACUGGGGCAGCUGGUGGUCAACUUGCUUAAAAUUCUUUGUACAAAUGCUGCAUGGCAACGGCGUAAGCUUGGGAAAAUUUUACAAGAUUGGAGUGUUACCUCCAUCCAGCUGGAGCUAGCCUUAAAGAGGGAGUUUGGAGAGAGGUCAAAUAUUUCUAUCGAUGAGAAUGUAUGCAUGAAAUUGUUGAAACUUCUCCUUAUUUGGGCUGAGGAACAGACAUACUGGAUUGCUUCUCGUUUCCUCACGUUGGGCUUCGAACUGGAACUCUAUUCUCCUAGUGAAUACUGCAUGGUUUAUUGGUAUAUGUACGUUGUCUUGAUCAAGCUCUUAGAGAAGUCACAAGUCAAAAUAGCUGGGAGCAUUGAUAGUUCCAAAAGAAAAGGGAGGAAGAAGAAGGAGCUUCCGAAGGAUGCAACAAGGGAAGUGCACAUCUCACCUUCAAUCUUGUUACUUCGGUGCUACGUUUUCCUCUCUGAAGGGCUUGCAAUGAUGCUUGCAGCUCUUAACAAUGAACAUAAGAUCUUUCAAAGGCCAAGCAUUUUCAAUACCGAGCAGGAGAGGUUCAUCCAGCAUUUUGAGCUUUUACAAAAAGCUCACAUUCCGGACCACAUUUCAUACGUAUUGUUUAAAGAAUCGACAUUCCGCGCCAAUAUCACCACUGUAAUUAAGUACAAUUAUUUUGGAGAUGCCCAAAGAAUUUCAAAGGACCUAAGGAGUAGUUUUUCCAGCGACCCAGAGAGGUUGGCAGAGCUUCGACAGAUAGAGCAGGUUGCCGAGCACAAUCGGAUAGCCCUAAAUGUCAUUCACCAAGCUGGGGCCCACGACCCAUCCCUUAAGGUAUCGUUUGAGUUCAGUCACCACCCAUGCUUUGCCGUCGCCGUUGUUAAAAGAACAUGAUUUUUUUCCCUUGGCCUACCAAUUUUGAAUCCUUCAUAAACGGGCCUCUGAGGCAUUGAGCUACGCCAGCUGCAUGUUCUUAAUCCUUCUUUUUUUUUUUUUUUUUUAAUAUUUAUAUAUGUUCCAUUUUUGUAAUGAAAGUUAGUUGAGCUUAGAUGGACGAAACAGCAUCGUUGUCAUGGCAUCUGGCAAAUGGCUGCCCUGGCUUAAUGUUAUAGUACGGUAUUGUUGAUUUCUUUGCUGCAAGAUGUUUCAUCUUUGCAAAAUAGUUACGGAUGGUGUAUGUAUUUUGGAUUAGAUUAAAAUGUUCUGAAUUGUUUUUUA